GACAAUAUUAAGUUUUCCGUCACAAGAAUCCAACUCUCUCUUCACCGAUUCAAGACUCGGACAACCCAAUGAACGAUCCGGAGCGAGUCAAGAAGGAAGACCCGUUUCUGGUCAAGUAUCAGCCGUCCGAACUCAGAAUCGCCUCCGAGUUCUUAAGCACGUGGCUACCUUUCCUUUCCAGAGAUCUCUGCCACCGAUGCACCCAAACCCUCUCCCAACGAAUCCGCUCUCUAGACCCAGGAGAUGCUGGGCUGGCCAACCCUGAUCUGAAUGCAAUCCCUUCUACUCCCAACAAUACUGAAUCAGAAGAAUUAAAUGAGAAUCUUCAUGAUAAUUGUGCUGUCAAUUCGAUUGGAAGUUCAAAAGAUGAUGAUACCAACUCAUUGGGUAGUUGGAAAGAUGGGGAAAAUGGAUUGUCUGAACCCAUUGGAGAAGCAUCCACUAGUGGUGGAGUUGCCAGCGUGUUGCCUUUGGUUCAAACCCCGGCUCCCCGUCUAUCAUGGGCAGACAUGGCACAGGACGAUGAGCUUGAGGGAGUAGAAGAAGACGAAGAAGAAGAGCAACUGGGCUCAGAGUCGAGCAAGCGGAUUGUUAGUUUAACUGCUGCCACUGGGGAGUUGAGGAUAUCUAAGGGUGUAGAGAAGCCUAAAUUGCCUAGGGAUCAGAGAGAGUACAUUAGGUUUAUGAGUGUGAAGAGGAAGAAAGAUUUUAUAUGUUUUGAGAGAGUUAACGGGAAGUUUGUAAAUAUUCUCGAGGGGCUUGAACUCCAUGAGGGAAUUUUCAGUGCUGCAGAACAAAAGAGGAUAGUUGAUCAUAUUUAUAUGCUUCAGGAGAUGGGGAGAAAAGGAGAGUUGAAAGAACGCACAUAUACAGCACCGCAAAAGUGGAUGCGGGGAAAAGGACGCGUAACCAUCCAAUUUGGUUGCUGUUACAAUUAUGCAGUGGACAAAAAUGGUAACCCACCUGGGAUUCUUCAAAAUGAAUUUGUAGAUCCUAUACCCGAUCUCUUCAAGGUGAUAAUUAGACGGCUGGUCAGAUGGCAUGUGCUUCCUGAGACUUGUGUGCCUGACAGUUGUAUAGUCAAUAUAUAUGAAGAAGGCGACUGCAUACCUCCUCACAUUGACAACCAUGAUUUUGUUAGACCAUUCUGUACUGUAUCAUUUCUUAGUGAGUGCAAUAUACUUUUUGGGUCAAACUUGAAAGCUGUAGAUGCUGGUGAGUUUUCUGGGCCAAUUGCAAUUCCUCUACCUGUGGGGUCAGUUCUGGUUUUAAAUGGAAAUGGAGCAGACAUUGCUAAGCAUUGUGUGCCCGCAGUUCCUACUAAGAGGAUAUCAAUCACAUUUAGGAGAAUGGAUGAGUUGAAACGACCAAUAGGAUAUACUCCAGAACCUGAUUUGCAAGGCAUUGAACCACUGUCAUAUGAUGCACAAACACCAAAGGGAUUAAAUUCACCUAGAUCAUUCGGUGCACAGAGACCAAGGGGAAUAAAUUCACCUAUAUAUGAACGCCGUGUAAAAACUCAACCAUUUAGAAGAGGGGAAGCAAAGGGCUUUACAGAGAGUAAUGAACAAUCGGUGCACAGAGACCAAGGGGAAUAAAUUCACCUAUAUAUGAACGCCGUGUAAAAACUCAACCAUUUAGAAGAGGGGAAGCAAAGGGCUUUACAGAGAGUAAUGAACAAUCUGAACGUCGAUCCUCAACCCAGCCACGAAGAGGCUUUUCAUAUAAGAGAAGGUUCGCAGUGAAUCAGAGUAGGUGAUGAGUUGCUGCAUGUCUAAUGUGGAGAUUAUUUUUCCGUUCUAGUUACCGAUUAUUUUAGUAUUUGUGAGUGGUAUAAAAUCUUAUUUACUUAUUUUGAAGCCCUUGAAUGGAUUGCGGACUUAAGUAAUAGGGUUAGCUUGUAACUUUAGAGGGCGCCUGUGAUGUCACAUUUCUGAAAAAUCAUAGCUCAGAUUCACAACUGGUCUCUUGAUUCGAACUUAAGGUUGGCUUGACCCGGGUGGAAGCUGCUGAAACCCCAUAGAUUGUAUUGUUGUUAUAAUGGACACUUUUAGCUACAAGAAGCACGAGAUUGUGUGCUUUGUUUUCCUUUUUCUCAUUGAGGUUUGUAAUUGUAUAAAACGAUGUGCUUAAUAGUUUCUUAGCAUUUAUUAAAUAAACCAAUUCGAGGAUUUGAGAUUAAA
This is a messenger RNA of Hibiscus syriacus, 2183 nucleotides long. Its product is annotated as RNA demethylase ALKBH9B-like. Gene Ontology annotation, molecular function: demethylase activity; mRNA binding. Lineage: Eukaryota; Viridiplantae; Streptophyta; Magnoliopsida; Malvales; Malvaceae. The transcript is spliced from 6 exons. Gene Ontology annotation, biological process: mRNA catabolic process. The record is from RefSeq and is a predicted model, not a curated record. The coding region runs from base 69 to 1598 and encodes 509 amino acids.